Molecule: messenger RNA, 14056 nt
Organism: Paramecium sonneborni
Lineage: Eukaryota; Ciliophora; Oligohymenophorea; Peniculida; Parameciidae
Source: the annotation of a GenBank genome assembly
AUGUUCUUUUCAUAAUUAACACCACACAUAGUGGCAUCGUUAUAAGGCACAACAAUAUAGCAACUUAAUCCGACAAAAGACUCGAGUGGUUUAGCAAUAGCGAAUAUAUGUUUCAGCGAAGGCGUUCAUUAUUGGGAAAUCGUAUGCCCUUUUAAUACAGAUGGAGUGAAAGUAAGGCGUAGUCCUAAUUGCAGAUUGGCAUAUCCAAAUAGUCAUCUCCAAGUGAGAAUUUUGAGGGACACCUAUUCGAAUUUAAAACGACAACUUAGAGAGUGGUGGGUGUGCUUCUUAAUUUCAACGAGCAAUCACUAUAAUUUUACUUGAAUGGCAAUCUGAGUACAAACAAAGGGUUACAAAAGGGGAGUCUUGUUUAAUGUCCAUGGUACCCUUGUGUUAGGUUAUCACAAUAUGGGAAUUCGGUGCAUUUGACAAUGAAGUAUGAGGAUUUAAGUGUAGUAGAGAAUAUAGAAUAAGUUAAGCUUGAGACUUAGGAAGUAUAGCAUCGAAAUCCUUAAUUUUUGAUAAAUAAGUAUUCCUAAUAUGAUAUAGUUAGAAAUGAAAUUCAUUAAUAGGAAGAUAGAUUAGUGUCUGUUCGAAAUUGCCCUUUGAUUGGAUAAUAAAUUCUAAAGGCUGAAUUAGAUGUACUCAUAAAGAUGAAUUUGGUCAUUUGCAAUUAUCAUUAAGACGAUGAGAUGGUAUAUUUGAUAUUGGAUGAAUAAGCAUCAAAGAAACUUAAAAGAUUAAGAUAGUAUUUAAAGCAUUAUGUGCGAAAAUUAAAGGAGAGAUUUGAAUGUAAACCAAAAGAAUAGGAGAAGGAUUAAUUAUUAGAAGACAUUACGUAAAUGCUACCAAAUAAUGAGGACAUUAUUUAAGAAGAAAAGAAAGAUGAAUAUCAAUAUAAAUAUUCUAUAGAGUAAUGCAAGAUAGCUGAGAGAAUAAUCAUUUAAUUAAUUGAACAAUUUGAAGAUGUUACAACAAUUGAUUCUGCAAAAAUGAGAUUAUAAACAUUCACUGACCAUCCUGCAACACAAAACCCAUUUAAUGUUGUUGAAUAUGGAUUAUAUUUAUAACCAGGUUGUGGAGUGAAGUAUGCCUAUUGUGAUGAUGAAAUCAAUAAAAAUGGAACUAGAUAUUCUAAAUUAAUAUUAAGAAGUGAAAUUGUAGCAUCAGGUUAAAGAAUUCCAUGUAAAAGUGAUCGUUAUUUCUCUCUUAAAAAUCAAGAUUAAAUUACUAUUUAUAAUGGAGAAGCUGAACUUUUUAAAGUAAUUGAUAUAGAUUUGAGAUAAUUGGGACCUUAUUAAAAAAAUAAGAAGAAAAUUGAAGUUUAAUCUGAAGAGACACCAAGUCAUAUAUAUAAAAUAUUGGAAAGUUAUAUAACUGGAGAAACUGAAUAAUUACCAUUAUAUGAUUAAGCAUUACUUGAGAAAUUAAUGGGAAUGGGCUUUGAAGAAUCAACUUGUAAGGAAGCUCUUAUUUAAACUAAUAAUAAUUUUGAUAAUGCACUUGAUAUUGUAAGUAGCACAAGUGGAGAAUGGCAAUGUACAGUUUGUACUUUAUUAAAUAAAGAAACUAAUUAAACUUGUGAAGCUUGUGAAGCACAAAAACCAGAAGAACAGGUAGAAUAAUUUGUUAUAAAAUAAUAAUUGUAAAUUUAAUAAGAAUAAGUAGAAGUAGAAGAAAAUGAAGAAAUCAAUCCAGAUUUAAAAGAUAAAAUUACAGAAGGUAAUAUUGAUUAUGUUACAGUUAUUCAUUGGAAUAGCAAUAAUACUGUGUUCCCUAUUUUAGUAGCUAGUGUUCAUAAUAAAAAUGUACUUUCUAUUAAAUUCAUUUCAUACAGUUCAAAUUACUUAGAUCAAUUUUUUAUCAAUGAUGAUGGAUAUUAUUGUGUUUUAACCAAUUGCUGGAGUAAAAAUAAAGAUUAUGCAUUAUUAUUACAAUCAGAUACUAGCAGAUAAAUUGUUGAAACUUUAGCUCCUUUGUAUAGUAAACAUUCGAAGAAAUUAGAAAUGAUUAAAGCUAAUCAUAAAGCUAUUUAAGUAUAACAUGAUAUUAAAUCUAUUGAUACUGCUAUCUGGAAUAAUAGACUAUACAUAUUUUUGCUUGGUGAUUAAGUAUUUAGUAUUUAUGAGAUCUCUCAAAAUUCUUAGAUUGAAUUUAUCAAAUUAAUUUCAGUUGGAUACAAUUAUAAUUUAAUCAUUUCAAAAACUAAAUGUUUAGUCAAUGGUUUCAUUAAAAAUUUUGUUAUUGACUCUCGUUUAAAUGUCUCCGAAAUCUAAGAACCAAUACAAAAUGCUCACAUAAAAGAUAAUAUCAUUUGUUAUGAGAGCAACAAUCAAAUCAAACAUAUUGAAGAUAAUUCAGAAAUUUUAGAGAAUAAUAUCAUUUAAAGUGAAGAAGUUUAAAUAUUCUAAACUGUUAUUGAUGAUAUUCAUAUGUAAAAAUUCUACAUUGAAGAUAAAUUCAUUCAUAUACACAUCAAAGCUGUUUUUGAAGGUCCAAUUGAAGAACCAAAACAAAUUUUAUUAAUGAAUAGUCCUUUAACUGUCAGUGAUCCAUAAAAGUUGGCUCUUACUGUACAUUCAUUCAGAGGGGCAUCCUUUAAUGAUUAAACAUUUGUCACUUAAAUGCUUUAUGAUAAUAAUAAACCAUUUUCUAGUAACUAUCCAAAAACUUAAUUCAUUUUUAGAAGCCAAUUUGAUGAAGUCAUGCUUGUAGAUCAUGUUAUUAUUAAAAGUGAAAUUACAAAUGUUUUUAAAGGAUUUCCAAUUGGAGCUGGAUUAAUCUUUAUUUCAAAAGAAGAACAUGAAUUAUUUGAUACAACAGAAUUUGAUAAUUUUGAUAAAUAAUAAUAUGAAUCAUGGAAAUUAAAUCAUUAAAGCUUAUAUGCAAAUGAACCAGUAGGAUACUUUGAAUUUGAAGCUGAUUCUAAAGAAGUUCUAUGUUAAUUAGAAGUUAUAAGACCUUGUAAAUAUAUUAUGCUUAAACCAACUAAUUUCAGAAAAACACCUCAUAAUCACACAGCUCAUUUUUUAACCAACUCUAUUGAAAUCAAAGGCUUUGUUGCUUAUGGUAAAGAAAUUCCCAAAAUUUAAAAUGAAUACUCAAAUAUUGGAACAAUAUCUGAAUGUCAAUUAUUAAAUGAAUUAAGAAAAAGAAUUGAUCUACCUGAUAAAUUAACAGUCUAAUGUAAAUAUCAAGGUAUCAAUGGAUAUCCUAGCAAUGGUAUAAUUGAAUUUGACACUGUAUUUUCAGGUGAUUUUAUUAUUAAACCUUAUAAGGAUUCACAAUUUCAAUUAUUAAAAAUUACAGUUACUGGUAAAAAAUACAAUAACUUAUAAAUCAAUUAAUUAGACAAUCUAAUUGAAUAAGUAUAUCAAAAAAAACCAGGUGCUUUGACUGUUCUUAAUUUGUUUAUGAAAAAAGAAUCAAAAAAAGUCUUAGAACUAAUCAAUCUAUAUAAAUUUAUCCUAGGUAAUGUUCUAUCUUAAGAUGUUAAUGAAUAAGUAACAGACUUUUUCUGUCAACUCUAAUAACAUGAUGAAUUUCAUGACAUCAUAAUUUAAGUGGCAUAAUAGAUAUUAAACAAAAUUGAAAAAAUAGUCUUAAUAGAAAGUGGCUUAGAAUACUUUUUGGGAUUAAUUACUUAUACAGCUAAAUUUAAAACUUAAGAAAUUACUGAUAUGGCAAUGAAAUCUUUAUUAUUUGCUUUGUAAAAAUUAAAAAACCUUUAACAUAAAGAUAUGUUCUUGUUUUCAACUAAAUUUGGAGGACCUUAGGGAUAAAUUUAAAUCUAAGAAAUUGAUGAACCCUUAAUUGAUUAAAAUGAAAACUAGAAAUCUUUAAUAUGUUAAAAAGAUCCUCUUUCCUAAAUUUUAAUAAUGCAACUAUCAAAUAAAUAAUAAAUAAGAAGAUUUGAAGUCAAUCUAUUAGGAGAAUUUGAUAUAGAGAAGUUAUCCUUGAGAUUCCAAUAAACUUCUAACUCUGUUAAAUUCAGAGUCUAGGUUUGGGUAGAUAAUUUAGUCUUAGAUUAAGUUUAUGAUGAAUGGACAUUUGUACAAUUUACUGAUUAUGUUCAUAAAUGUCCCAAUUAUCAUAAUUAUAAUUGUUUACAUAUUACACUAAAUGGAGUUAGAGCUCGUAAAUUAUUGGUACAAUUAACUUUGGGAAGUGACAAUUAUUAUUCAAAACAAGCAGCUCAAUUGUAGAUACCAUAAAAUUAUUUAACAGUUAUACCAGAAUUUUAUGGAUCCCUUAUAAAUGCUGAAUUGAGUCCUUUAGAAAUUACUGAAGAUUUUAGAUAUAAAACUACUUUAUCAUUAGGAGACACUGUUUAUUAUGUUUAUUAAUCAGAUCAAUCAAUACUCAUGGAUUCAUACAAUGUUUAUAAAAAAACUGAUUUAACUGAUCAUUAUAUUGUAAUGUCAACCAAAUCAUUAAGAAGAAAUGCUGAUUAUCUAGAAUAAGCUAUUUAUAAAUUAUAAUCAGAAAUGUAAUUAAAAGAAAAAUGUAAAUUGCAAACCAGUCAUCUUUAGACUCUUAUUGAAUAAACACAACUUGAAUUUUUGAAAGUUGCUCCUCCAAGAAAUUAUGAAAACAAUUCAAAUUUCUUGACUGUAUUUUCAACCCUUCUAUUGAGAAUGUUAAUUGCUGUAUCUGGAAAAGUACCUGAUGCUAUAGAAUUUAUUCAUCUUGUCAUUUCAUUAGGAGAUCUAAAAGGCAUAACUGAUUUAGCUUUAUAAUUCAUUCAAAAGAAAGUAAAAUAAUAAAUUCCUGAUUAAGAAUGGAAUUAAUUGAUGUUAGAAUAAUUAACAAGUCAAAAUCCCCUAAAGAAAAAGUUAUUACAUUAGUUACCUAUUCCAAUAUUAGAAUCAUUAAAUAAAUUAAUUGAAUUAAAUGAUGAUAUUCUCUAUGAAGCUCUCGUAAUUUAACUCUAGAGAUUGCCCUAAUAAAAAUAAACAGAAGAAGGAAAUCCUGAUAAUGAAAAAAUAUUAGUAUUAGUUCUUGAAUUUCUUGUUAAUGAUAAAAAGUUUAGAUUAAAUUUGUUAUAAAAUGCUCUAUCAAAAUGUACAGCUCUACAAAUUAAGAAUUCUUUUAAUCACAAAAUUUUUAGUGAUUUAUUUACAAAAGGAUUAUUAUAACCUGAGAAAUUAAAAACUCUUUUGGACAUGCUCAUCUAACCAAGAUAAUUAGAAAGUAGAUUUACAGAUUGGGCAGCUACACUUUCAUUAAGUGAUUAAACUAAUAACAUUUUGUAAAUUGAGAAGGACAGUUUGAUAUAUAUAUCAAAAUACAUUAUUUACUUUUGUUAAUCCUACAUAAAGGACAACGUUGAAUAAUUAACAAUUGAUAAUUUACUUUUGUUAUUUGAUUUUCUAACAAGAAGUGUUAAAAAGGUAAAUAAAUUAAAAAUCAGAGGAAACAAUAAAUAAUUAACUGAUUUUGAGGAUUUCUUAUAAAGAUAACACAUCUAAAUUUGUUAUCCUGACACAAUAAAUAGAUUAAUAAUUCUAUUAGAGAAAUCAGAGAAUUAUUUGAUUUGGAAUAAAGUAUUAAAAGUUAUAUUGAUGAUAACUCCUCAACUCUAAAAUGAAUUAUAAAUAUAUAAUAGAGUUAUUCAAUCAUACAUAGGAUGCAAAUAAAAACUUUUAAUGAAUGAAUUACUCUAAUUCACUUUAAAUUUAGGUUAACAAUAAGUACAAUAAAAUUAAACAUGUUCUCAAAUAAUUGAUUCUUUACUUCCCUAUUUGGGAUUAAAUGACAUCAACCAUAUAUUCAUAGUUUUUUCAUAAGAAGUGUAACAUAUUUAUUUGAAUAAUGUGAAUACCUUACUAAAAUACCUUGGAAUGUAUAUACCUUUCUUAGGAGGAAAAGAUGGUAUAAUAAAUGCAGAUAGUCAAGUAAUUCAGUAAUUGGAACUCUGUUAAUCGAUGAUCUAUUUGCUCUUGUAAAGUGAAUAAACACUCAUUCAAUUAAAUGAAAGUCCAGACUUAAACCAUUUAUUUGAAUGGUAUUGUAUAAAUUCUUACACAGGAAAUACAUUACAUUCAUAUUCAAGUUAAUUGCUUAAAUAGAUGAGUGAUUCAUUAGAUUAAUUAUUUGAACUAUUGCCAUGUAAAUAAUAUAUGUUAAAACAAUUAUUCAAAUAGUAAUACUAUAUAGAUGAUGUGAUAGUGAAUUAAUAUGAGAAUAAUUAGAUCACUUCAUAUACUGCACACACAUAUACAACUCAAAUUUUGGAAGUAAUUCAAUAAUAAUUUGAUAAAUAUUUAAUCUCAGACGAUGUUGCUUAAUAAUUUUAAUCAGACAUUUAUCAUUACUUAAUAAAUUAAAUAAUUAAAGAGAAACAAAUCACAUAGGUUUAAUUUUUAGAAGAAGAAUUUGGUAGUAAAAUGAAAAUUUUCAAUUUACCAGGUUAAAAUAUUUCUAAUUAAGAUUGGCCUUUACAUAAGAAAGGAGCAAAGAGCAGAUUAGCUCUUAUUACUCUUCCAUAAGGAAUGAGAAGUGAAUAUUAAAUGGUUUUCUAAUUUGACAAUGAAAUCGAAAUAAAAAAUAUCAGAUUAGGAAUUCAGACAUUCACUGCUGAUUUUGCUGAUAAAUAACUAGGCACACCAAGUAGUAUUUUAUUAGAAGUAGGAAAAUCAUUAGAAGAACUCUAUCCAAUCUCAGAAAUGUAAUUAAUUAAUGAUGAACAUUACUCACAAUUUUAAGUUAAAGUUUUUUGUUAUAAUUCAUAAGUUAUGAGUAAAUAACAAUUACCUUAAGGUCAAUCUAUUAAAUUUAUAAGUUUUAGAAUGAGAUAACCCUAUGUAGAAUAAUUGGAUAUUUCUAGAGCUGUUAAAAAGUUGUGUUUGGGUAUCAGUUUUAUUUCAGUUCUUGGUUAUGCUGCAAAUAAAUAAAAAGUGGAUUUCAUUUAUACUUUAUAAGAAAAAACUGCUAUUGAUAUAUUAUCCAAAUUUUGUAAACCAAAUUAUUAGAAGACUUUGCAACAGUUAGCAAAUGAUUCUAUUGUUUUAGAGCAACUUUAAAAUAAUAUAAAUAAGUUUAUGAAUGCACUUAAUUCUUAUUCAUUUUAAUUAAGUCCCUUAAUUUUGGCAAUUGCUAAGUAUAAUUAUUAAGUUGGAGAUUGGUUAGUUGUCAAGUUAAUGGAAUAUCCAGAAUAAUCACACAGUAAAUUGCUUAGUUAAAUUAUUUUGGAAGGCGAACAUGUUCAUGAAAGAUUCUUGAAAUUACACAAUCAUCUUUUUGAAAAACUUAUGGCCCUGCAAAUUAAUAAUCAUUAAUAAUAGGAUCUAUUAUGGUAUGAAAAAUUAGCUCAACAUUUUAUAGAAUCCUAUUGUAAUGUACUUUUAUUAUAAAAUAGCAAAUUGAAAUAAAGAGAACUAAGUUUAAAUAUUAGUAAAAAUGAUAUUAUUCAUCUAAUUGAAUUAUUUUAAUUGUUACAUAACAAACAUGCGAGACAUUUGCUUAUUAAAUUGAUUGUAACAAUUACUUACCUUCCACAUCCAUAUUAAUAAAUUGAAGAAAUUGAAUAGAUAUUGUAGUUUACUUUGGAUAAAAGUAAAACUUAACCAUAUUUCUUUGAAGUUCUUGGACCACUGGCUUUAGGAAAUAAAGUAAGUAUUGAUUGGAUUAUAAAUUAAUUGGAUUCAAUUUUUGGUAAAUUUGAACUUUAAUAUGUUAUCUAAUUCUUUUAUACUCUAUCAACAAAUAAAUAGAUAGCUGAUCAUCUUCUUAAAUAUCUUCUACCUCUUUAUAAUCAAUUGAUAGAGGAACCCACAAGUAAAACAAUUUUAAAAUAAUUGGAUGAUAAAACAAUAGAAUUGGCCUCAAAAUUUAUAAGUUACAUGGUCUAAAAAUAUCAUGCAAAAUUCAUAAUUGAAGCAUUAAUUAGAGAUAUAGGAAGAUUAGAAGGGAAUAAAGAUAUGAAAUUUGUUCGAUCUUUGCUAGUUCCUAUUCUUAAUAGUGAAGAUUAUGUAUUUUUAAAAAUUCAAUUUGAAGAUCAAGGUAAAUAUAUAAUGGAUCCAAAAUUAGUUGUUUCUAAAUAAAUUGAUAAUAAUUAAUAGCAAGAUGAAUUAGUUUUCGAUUCAUAAUUAUUAACAAUAAAAUAAAAGGAUUAAUUAUUUACACAUAUUAGUGAAACUUAUUGGAGUAAGGUUGCUUAUCAAAAAAAUGAUGGAGAUGCAGAUAUGCUUCCUCAUUUAGAAGAUAAAUUCUUUAAUGCAACACCUUAAAUGAUGGUUAUCAAUUAUAGAAUAAACAAUGUUGAUAAAACUAUUAUUUUAUAUCAUAAUGUAAAAUGCACAAAAACAUAAAAAUUAGAUUUAACAUAUAGUUGGAGUUAAGGUAAAAUGAAGGUGUUUUAUUUUAAUGAAAAUAACUUAAUUACAAAUUAAGAAAUUGAUAUGAACGCUUUUAUCGAAAUAUAUGAUGAGUAAGGCACAUUAACAUUCUAAAAUAACGAUCAAGUAUUAUUGGAAAUUGAAUAUGUUCCAGGAGAACCUUCAAGAAUCAAUUUAACCUCUUUAAAUUUAAAGGAUUAAGGAACUUUAGAUAAUUUAAAAAUUGAAUAUUAUGUCUCUGGAAUCAGACCUUAAAAGUAAAAGAAAACAUUACCUUAAAUUAAUAUACCAUAGGAUACUACUAGUUUACUCUUCUCUAAUUAUGAGACAAAUCAAUCUUUAUAAUAUUACAGUGUUGUUCCUGUCUACUAAUUGCCUAGUUAAUUAAAGUUGUGUGAAUUAAAAUAAUUGAUUGCUUUUAAUAAAUAUGGAUUAAAAUAGGAAUCCAAUUUGUUUGACAAAUAAACUAAAUUAGGUGAAUUACCUACAAAUCAAUAAAAUAUUAUUGAAUUAGUACUCAAUGCAAAGGAAUUUAUAGAUAAUAUUCAACCAAAGACAUCAACAUUCACAUAUCCUUAGUAAUUAACUAUAUUUCCCAUGUUUGAAGAACUAAAUGGUGUAAAUGCUAUGUUAUCAGUAAUUAGAGAAGGUAUAGGAUAAUGGAAGAAUUAAUAGAGAGCUAAUGCUUGGCUUUAAUUUUUGAAUGAAUUACAAUCAUUUUGUUAAUUGCCUAAUUUUUUCAAUUUGUUUAUGAAGAACUAAUAAUGUGUAAAUUUAUUAUUUGAUUUAAUUGCUGGUCCUCCAGAUUCAAAUAAUAAUAAGAAAUUAGAAGAGGAAGAAUAAAAUGCUGUUAAAUUUAUUUAUACAACUCUAGUUAAUGUUUUUAGUGCUAGUAGUGGACCUGAAGUGAGAAUAAAAGCUUUGGAAUAAAACUUAAUUAAACAAAUUUUGGACAGAAUAGCUUUGGUAAGUAAAGAGACUAAAAGAGUAUUUAGAAAUGUAAUUGAAGAAUAAGCAGUUUAAGAGUAGCUUUAAAAAAAUAAUUCUUUAUAAAAAUCAACUAAAUAGAAAAGAGGAGUAGGGUAUGCAAGUGAUAAUACUGGAUAAAAUUAAAAAUGGAAUACCAUCGAAUAUGUAGAGAAAAAAACAUAGAAAUCAUAAUAAUUGAUAGGAUUACUAGGAAUUGUGGAAUCAUUCUUUGAUUUUUAACAUUGGCAUCCUAGUGAAGAAUUAUUACAUAAAUUAAAAAAUACAUUAUUUGAAAGUGCACUACUUCCUUUAUUGGAAAGUGCCUUUAGAAGUGGUUCACUUCUGGAAAUAUCAAAAGAAUUCGACUUAUAUUGUAAGUAUUUGAAGAUAGUUUAAUCAAUGUCUCAUCAUAAAGUAUUGGCUAGUGUUUUCUUGAAGAUACCAGAAUAAUAUUACCCUCCUUAAACAUAAUCAUUAUUUGAAUUGUUAACAGCAUUAGCAGAUACUUCUAAAAUCUUUUUAAAUUGUAUUUAAAAUAAUCGUAAGAAGAAUGAAGAGGAUGAACAUUCUUUUGAGAUUGCUAAAUUGAUAAUAGAUACUCAUAAACGUAUGGAGAAUUGUAUUAAUAAAAUGAAUGAUAGUGGUAGCAGUAGUAAUGAAGAAGAUGAAAGUGAGCAAUUGAAAAAAUAGAAAGAAUUAGCUAAUCAAUUAAUAUAAGAAAUACUAUCAAAAUAAUUAGCAGAAGCAUAUAGAACAUUAUUGUCUGAUUUAAGAUUCAGUUAUAUAGAUAUGAAAGUAGGUGGUAGAUAUAAACAUCAUUAUUCUGGAAAUAUUUCAACUCAAAUAAAUUAAGAUAAAAUUGUAAGAUUGGCAUAAGAAUUUGCAGAUAUGUCAACAUCAUUACCAAUAGAACAUACGAAUGCAAUAUUUGUAAGAGCUGACAAAGAACGUGUGGAUGUGAUGAAAGCUCUAGUUAUGGGUGCAAAAGGGACUCCAUAUGCACAUGGUGCUUAUCUUUUUGAUAUAUAUGCAGAUGACUCAUAUCCAAAUGCUCCUCCUAAAAUGAAUUUAUCUACAACUGGAAAUGGAAAAGUGAGAUUUAAUCCAAAUUUAUAUAGUUGUGGAAAAGUAUGUUUAUCUCUUUUGGGUACUUGGAGAGGAAAUGCAUCAGAGAAUUGGGAUCCAAAAAUCUCUACCCUACUCUAAGUAUUAGUAUCUACUUAAGCUAUAAUAAUGAGUGAAGAAGUAUAUUUCAAUGAACCAGGAUUUGAAUAGGAGGCGAAUACAGAAGAAGGGGAAAAGAAAAAUGAGGGUUAUUCAAAUAUUGUAAGAUAUUGCAAUAUUAAAUAUGCUAUGAUAGAUUAGAUUAGAGAUCCUCCUAAAGGAUUUGAAACAAUUAUAAGAAGACACUUCUAUUUGAAGAAAUAAGAAAUCUUAGAGGAAUGUAAUAAAUGGAUUGAACUUGCAGAUACAAAGGAAGCUGUAUAUACAGGAUUAUUGAAUGACCAUAAUUCUAGUUGGUGUAGUGAAUUUAAAAAGAAUAAGAAAGCAUAUCAUAAGAAAUUGUGUGAAGCUGUAAAGGAAUUGGAAGAUGAAUUAAAUAAAAUAUAACCACCUUCUGCAAUUGAUUUAGAAGGAUCCAGAGUUUUAAAGACUCAUAUUAAAAAACAACCAAAAGUGAAAAAUGUAAAAGACGGAAUGGCUAAUUUAGAUGAAGUAGAUGUUACAUAUACAAAGAUACAAUAGAAAGAAUUUGAAGCUAAUGAUGAGAAUGUUUUAGAUAGAUGGAGUAGAUAUAUAGGAGCUAUGGGUAUGGAUGCAGUUAAAAAAUAAACAAAUAGUUGUGUAUUAAUAUCAGGAAUUGGUGCUUUGGGUAUUGAAGUAGCAAAAAAUAUAGUUUUGUCUGGAGUUAAAAUGUUAACUAUUCAUGAUGAAUCUAAAUGUUCAUAAUAUGAUCUUAAUGGAUAGUUUUUCAUUGAAGAAAAAGAUAUUGGUAAAAAUAGAGCUGAAGUAAGUUGGGAAAAAUUACAAUAACUCAAUUCAUAUGUUAGAGUAAAUUAUGAAACAGUAGAACUACUUAAUAUAGAUUUCACUAAAUAUAAUAUUGUUGUCGUUUGUGCUUCAUAUUCAAAUGAUUUAUUAUUCAAAUUAUCCUUAUUAUGUCGUUAACAUAAAGUAAAAUUAAUUAUUAGUUCAGUCGAUGGAGUCUUUGGAAGAGUUUUUAAUGACUUUGGUUAAUAAUUUAUUGUUGAAGAUAAAAAUGGUGAAUAGACUGUUGAUUAUAUCAUUAAAUCAGUUACUGAUAAGAAUGAUAAUAAAAUGCACUUUGAAAUCACUGGAAAACAUGAGUUUUAAGAUAAUGAUGUUGUUAUGAUCGAUAACAUAGAGGGAAUGAUUGAUUCAAAUGGAAAUUCUAUAAAUAAAACAAUCUAAAAAGUUAAAGUUAUUAGUAAAUCAGUAUUAGAAAUAUAAUUAAAUGGAUAUUCGAAAUAUAUUCGUAAUGGAACUAUUAAAUUAGUCAAAGUACCUGUAGAAUUAUCUUUUCUCCCCUAUAAUCAAGAAUUUAUAGAUAAACCAAUUUAUGAUCCAAAUAUGUCAGAAUAUGACUUUAUCAAAUUAUAAAAUACUGAGUAAUUACACAAUCUUUAUAAUAAUAAAUAAAUCAAAGAUUAGAAUUUAGAAUCUUUAUUUAAACAUUAUUCAACUUUGGGAGAAUUCCCUCCUUUGUCUGCUUAUUUAGGAGGAUUUGUAAGUUAGGAAGCAAUAAAAGGAAUAACAAACAAAUUUACUCCUAUUUAAUAACUAUUUUAUGUAGAUUGCACUGAAGUGUUAUAAUAAGAAAUAUCUAAAGAUGUUAAAAUCAAUGAAAGAUCAUUAAGUAGAUUCUUAGGAAUAGAAGUUUCUGAGAAAUUAGAGAAAUCUAAAGUAUUUAUGGUUGGAUGUGGUGCAAUAGGUUGUGAAUUACUAAAGAAUUUUGCUAUGCUUAAUUUAGGUGUGAAAGGUUGUCUUACAAUAACAGAUCCUGAUCAUAUUGAAGUGAGUAAUUUAAAUAGAUAAUUUUUAUUCAGAGAAAAACAUCUUAGAAAGCCAAAGUCUUAAACUGCUGCUGCUGCUGUAAUUUAAAUGAAUCCAUAUUUACGAGAUCACAUUAUAGCAAGACUUGAUAAAGUUCAUGAUUCAACUGAACAUAUUUAUUCAGAUCAAUUUUUUGAGGGUUAAGAUAUUAUUGCUAAUGCACUUGAUAAUGUUGCUGCCAGAAGAUAUGUUGAUAAAAGAUGUGUAAAUGCUAGAAAACCUCUUUUAGAAUCUGGUACUCUUGGACCAAAAGGUCAUGUAUAAUGUAUCAUUCCAUUUUAAACUGAAUCGUAUGGAAGUUCUAAUGAUCCUGUUGAAGAAGGAGAAAUUCCUUAUUGUACAUUAAAAAUGUUUCCAGAAGAAACUUUCCAUUGUGUAGAAUUUGCAAGAGAUAAAUUUGGAAAACACUUUUCAGCAAGACCUAAAUAAAUUAUCAAAAUGAUGGCUGAAGAUUACAUUCCUAGUUUAGAAGAUAAUAAACCAUUAAGAGAAAGUAUUAAAUUAUUCAAAAAUAAACCAACUUCCUUUUAAGAUUGUAUUAAAUGGGCAAGAGGUAAAUUCUAAAAAUAUUUUGUUAAUGAUAUCAAAUAACUUAUGUAUACUUAUCCAGAAGAUGCUAAAACUAAAGAUGGUAAUCUAUUCUGGACAAUGCCUAAACGUCCUCCUAAACCUAUUUAAUUUGAUCCUGAAAAUGAAAUUCAUUAAUAAUUUGUAUCAACUUUUGCUUUCCUCAGAGCCAAAAUGUUUGGUCUUCAAACAGAUAAAGAUUGGAGAACUAAAACUUAUAGAUAAUAAGUAGCAAAAGAAGCUAAUCUUAUUACUUUCCCUGAAUGGUAACCAAGUGAAGAAAAAAAGAAGGUAUUAAUUGUAUUGAUUAAUAUUUAUAGUCUAUAUCUGAUAAGGUUAAAGAGUAAGGGUAAAAAGAAGAAAUAGAAGAGAAUGAAUCAAAUCAAAAUUAAAGCACACAAGAAGAAACCUAAUUAUUAUUUAAAUAAUUUAGAUCCUUAUUGCCGAUAACUUUAUAAUCAGAUGAAUUUGAAAAAGAUUUUGAUUAAAAUGGUCACAUAGAUUUUAUACAUUCUUUUGGAAAUUUAAGAGCUGCAAAUUAUAAAUUAGAACCAAUGGAUUGGUUAACAGUAAAAAUUAAAGCAGGACGUAUUGUACCUGCUUUGGCUACUACAACUGCUGUGGUUGCUGGUUUAUAAACAAUAGAGUUAAUAAAAACAUUAAAGAAUGUAUAAAUUUCAGAUAUGAAAAAUGCUUUUGUCAAUCUGGCUAUUCCUUUUGUUAAAUUGACAGAACCAGGAUUGGUACCAAAAAAAAAAAUAAAUGAAAAAGUGACUGUUACAUUAUGGGAUAUUUGGACUCAUGAAAUAUCAAAAUCUACUACAUUUGGAUAAUUGUUUGAGAUUUUGAAUUAAUAAUAUGAUCUUCAUCCAAGAGAUGUAUUUUUGAAGGCUUAACCUGUAUACAUGGAAAUCAUGUAUGCAAAAAAGCCAGAAGAAAAGAAACAAUUUUUGAAUUAGGCAAUCAUAAAACUUUUAGAUAUACAAGUAUAGAUAUGAUUAAAUAUAUAUUAGAAAUAUGUUGAUUUGACUAUCAAUUUUACAUUGAGUGUAUAGAGUUAAGAAAUCAUAAAGGGAAUUCCUUAAGUAAGAUUGGUUUUAAAAUGA